Messenger RNA from Syzygium oleosum, 1340 nucleotides. RefSeq names its product transcription factor MYB44-like. Bases 156 to 1208 code for a protein of 350 amino acids. Gene Ontology annotation, molecular function: DNA-binding transcription factor activity, RNA polymerase II-specific; RNA polymerase II cis-regulatory region sequence-specific DNA binding. Gene Ontology annotation, biological process: regulation of DNA-templated transcription. The transcript has a single exon. Gene Ontology annotation, cellular component: nucleus. Lineage: Eukaryota; Viridiplantae; Streptophyta; Magnoliopsida; Myrtales; Myrtaceae. The record is from RefSeq and is a predicted model, not a curated record.
CCCCGCCCCCCGCCGCCGCCGCCGCCCACCGCUGUACGAAAGAUCGCUACGCCGUCGUAUCCCCGGUUUUUUUUAUAGUCGUAGCUCUCGGCUUAGGGCGUGUUAUUCGGUAAUAUUAUAUAAGAGAGAGAAGCAGCAUCGAGGGGGGGUCGGCCAUGGCUGCGGCGGCGGCGGCUUCUGCUUCUUCUGUUGCUUCCGCGAGGAGAGACGCGGAUCGGAUCAAGGGACCGUGGAGCCCCGAGGAGGACGAGGCGCUGCAGAGGCUGGUCCAGACCUACGGCCCCCGGAACUGGUCCCUCAUCAGCAAGUCCAUCCCCGGGCGGUCCGGCAAGUCCUGCCGCCUCCGGUGGUGCAACCAGCUCUCCCCCCAGGUGGAGCACCGCCCCUUCACCCCGGAGGAGGACGACGCCAUCGUCCGCGCCCACGCCAAGUUCGGCAACAAGUGGGCCACCAUCGCCCGCCUCCUCAACGGCCGCACCGACAACGCCGUCAAGAACCACUGGAACUCUACCCUCAAGAGGAAGUGCUCCUCCUCGUGCUCCGCCGGCGACGGCGACGGCGACCUCGCGGAGCGGCAGCCGCUCAAGCGGUCGGCCAGCCUCGGCACGCCCACGGGCACCAACGCGGUCUCCGAUCUGUUCCUCAGCCCGAGCAGCCCGUCGGGAUCCGACCUGAGCGACUCGGGCUUGCCGGUGGGGAUGCCCUCCCCGCGCGUGUUCCGCCCCGUGGCGAGGACGGGCCCGAUCAUGCCCGCGCUGUCGGGCCAGCACGGCGACGCGUCGUCGUCCACCACCACGGAUCCCCCUACUCUGCUCAGCCUGUCUCUGCCCGGAUCCGAUUUGGCCGAGGUCUCGAACCACGGACCGUCUUGCGGGACCGUGCCGGCGUCCGACCCAAGGCCCAGCCCGACCCUGUUCUCGACCAGGACCCAGGUGAUGCAGCAACAGCCGCCGCCGCCGCCUCCGCCGCUACCGACGCCGACGACGACGGUGCCGAUUCCUCAUCAUGGUCAGUACGGCGAAGGGAUGGGGGCGGCCGGGUACGAGAAGCAGUUCUUCAGCGCGGACUUCAUGGCGGUGAUGCAGGAGAUGAUAAGGAAGGAGGUUAGGAGCUACAUGUCCGGGAUCGAGCAGAACGGCCUGCGCCUGCAGAGCGAGGCGGUUCGGAAUGCGGCUGUCAAGCGCAUCGGCGUUAGCAAGAUCGACUGAAAACCGAAAAAUUAGCACAGGGAGUAGGGGGGGGCCAUCUCAAGCUUUUACGUUGGCGAUCAUCUUCCCCAAGUGAUCGAGGCACAAGAAAAACCAUCAAAUCGGCGCUAGAGAUGCAGAGAGAGAGAGAGA